This is a messenger RNA of Microstroma glucosiphilum, 1024 nucleotides long. RefSeq lists its product as hypothetical. The transcript is spliced from 3 exons. The record is from RefSeq and is a predicted model, not a curated record. NCBI's taxonomy places the organism in Eukaryota, Fungi, Basidiomycota, Exobasidiomycetes, Microstromatales, Microstromataceae. Bases 104 to 751 code for a protein of 215 amino acids.
ACAGCCCGAACCUGGGCUGAAGAGUCUGCCGCCGCCGCCCGCAAUGCAUCUAUCUACCUCUCCAAAGCCGCUGCUCGGCUGAAUACGGCCGACAUUGAGCUGGAUGAUCUGCACAUCCCCGCGCAGAGUGAGACAACGUCAGUCGCUUUCUGCACAUCUCUUCUCCGUGACUCAAGCUCAAAUGCGCCAGGUGGCACAGGAUCACUCGUUGCUGGUACAAUCCCUCUUUCUGCUAGGCAAUCCACCUCCAUCACCACGUCUGGCGGCCAAACAGUACUCGUGCCUGGCACAUCGCCUUCCUUUUCCAAUGCUCCAGACUCGUUUGCACCACUGCCAGCGGUACGGCACUGGCCGCUACGUCGGCCUUAAACAGGGCGACAGAGGUCAAACUGCCCAAAACGACGCUGCCGCUCCGGCCGUUGGAACUCACCGAGUUCAAUCAAGGCGACGGGCACACGCUCGUGGCUCUCGAACCACUUACCGCCGCACAGUUCAAGUCGUCAGAGACAACGCGUUUGCUGGCAACAGCUUCGGCCGAGAUGGAGCCAUCCACGGGCCGACCGCUCGCGAAGGACAGACCGUUGGAGCCAGCAACACUCGAGGGAGUCUGCCGUCAUGCCCUCUGUCUGAGGGUGACAUGCCGAUCUUCCUGUCGUUCCCUUUUCGACAGGUCCCUGGCAGCGUGGGCCACGUCUUUAGGAUAAGGGCAGGCUGGGAGGCUUACCAAAGGAUCCAAAACCAGCUGCCGUGAUAGCAGCACCUGGUUCGUGCCUCCUUUGACCUUCAUUCCCUCUCUUCUUUGACGCUUCUCUCUCUUACGGGCCUACUUCCUCGCAUUCUUCCUCACCAUACAUCAGCGUCAUUUACCCUCACCUUCAAUAUUGCCAUUUUUGAUUCGUCAUGCAGAAGCAGAAAUUCAGUGGAGUCCCCGCAAUGUUCAUACCACAGUCAGCUCAGCAUCCUCUGGACUUCCUCCUGCCACCAAGCUCACCUCCUCACCCAAGAUCUGCCCUCCUCUUUAGCC